Messenger RNA from Benincasa hispida (wax gourd), 914 nucleotides. It is a transcript of the gene LBD20, whose product is annotated as LOB domain-containing protein 20. Gene Ontology annotation, cellular component: nucleus. Gene Ontology annotation, biological process: positive regulation of DNA-templated transcription; hormone-mediated signaling pathway. Lineage: Eukaryota; Viridiplantae; Streptophyta; Magnoliopsida; Cucurbitales; Cucurbitaceae. The record is from RefSeq and is a predicted model, not a curated record.
ACCAAUAUAAUAUAAUCCCCCUAACACCCCUUUUCUCCCUUCCCAUGCAUAUGAUAUGGCCGACGCCGACCAAUUCUCUCGCCGGAAACCCCUUGGGAAUAAGCGUGCAUCCGCCGCCAAUAGAGACCCCGACUCCGCCACUACCACGGUCACUGCCUCGGCUCCUUGUGGUGCAUGCAAAUUUCUUAGAAGAAAAUGUGUCGAUGGUUGUAUCUUUGCACCACAUUUCGCCUCCGAUCAAGGCGCUGCCCGCUUUGCCGCUGUGCAUAAGGUCUUUGGAGCUAGCAACGUGUCGAAACUGCUGCUGCAUAUUCCAGUCAGCCGCCGAAAUGACGCUGUUGUUACUAUUUCUUAUGAGGCUCAGGCCAGACUAUCCGACCCUGUCUAUGGCUGUGUCUCUACUGUCCUUGCCCUACAACAACAGGUGGCCUCUCUACAGGCGGAGCUUGCGGCGGUUCAAGCUCAAUUGAUAACCAGCAGGUUGGCAUUUGCAGCUGCAAUUCAAAACUCACAGCCAUCCCAAGUCGGAGCGUUGCAGCCAGCUUACUCUAACAACUCCUCCAUCUCUGUCUCCGCCUCUACCUCUGCUCAUAAUGCAAUCAAUUUGAGUAGUUUUGCUUCCAAUUAUGACCUUCCGACCGAGACUGCCCCAUCUUCCCAUCACCUAGAGCCUCUUCAUCUCCCUCACCGACCGAUCGAAGAUGAGGAAGACGAGGAAAAUAGCCAGUUGCCGGCCAUAUUCGCCAAUUAAGACUCUUUUACCUUCAUUUUCAAUCGACAACCCAAUGCCUGUAGAAUCAGGCUUGGAGAUGAAUAAUAUGGAAGUGAUUUUCCAUCAGUUUUCCUGCUAACUAUAAGACAGAAUCAAUUUAGGAGGCAACGAAAACCAAUGGAAUUAAAAUUUUCAACUUUAA